AUGAACAACGAUGAAGAGUUUCUUCGGCUAUUGAACUCGCUGGAUAAUCCAGAGGCGCAUAGGAUCAAUAGCGAAGGAGGUGAAGACAAUGUAAGUCGAAAGAGGCCAGCUGAGUCGAGGAGACACGGAAAGAAGAAUAGAGUUAAGAGACAGUGCGUGACUAAAUCUUCAGACAAAUCUCGUGAUGAUAAAUUGUUGGCGAAGGAGAUAAAGAGGGAGCUUAUAAGAAGCAAACUAGAAGCACUUAAGGAAGUCACACCCAAUUGCCCAGAGUCGGAUAUCAACGCCAUCCUUGAUUGUGCUAUCGAGUACUUGAAACACUUGCACCUUGCAAUUCUUUUUAGAGUAUUACACGAAUACAUAUGGAACAUGUGACGACGACUGGAGACUGUUUACUUAAGCUGGUGCUGUUUAGUAUAACAUGCCACUUCUAGAGUUUCAGUUAUGUUGUUCUUAUUAUCUCAGAUGUUGUUCUUUUUUUGGUUAUAAUUAAGUUGUAUUGUAUGUUUUCUGUUUAAUGUUACGUGUUUUGUUUAAGCUA
This is a messenger RNA of Capsella rubella, 541 nucleotides long. RefSeq names its product transcription factor MEE8. Gene Ontology annotation, molecular function: protein dimerization activity. The coding region runs from base 1 to 375 and encodes 124 amino acids. NCBI's taxonomy places the organism in Eukaryota, Viridiplantae, Streptophyta, Magnoliopsida, Brassicales, Brassicaceae. The transcript is spliced from 4 exons. The record is from RefSeq and is a predicted model, not a curated record.